AGCGCACGCUCGCUAUUGUGAACACUCUAUAGUUCGAACACCCCAUAAUGUGAACAGACUUUUUUAUGCAUUGACUACUCUAUAAUGUGAACAAACCCAAAAGGCUCUAUAAUAUGAACAAAAGACGUUAAAGUAUUUGAAUGUGGUUUACACAGAUCUCAGCUAAUUCUGAAUUUGGGGAAUCCCCUAAUUGUAGAAUAAGACUCUGAUUUGUAUUGCAUGUACUGCGUAGAAUGCUUCAGUUGCAAUUUUGUAUUCGCGUGGAGUGUUUCGUUUUAGAUUUUCUGUUAAAAAUGAAUUCUAAAAAACACACGUUUUUGACAUUGAAGCAAAAAGCUGAUAUUCUCGAUUCUUUAAAAAGAGGCUCAUCUAUGACGUUCUUAGCAAAGAAAUAUAAUGUUGCUAAAUCAACAAUUUGUGGAAUCAAAGCAAAAAAAAAGUGAUUUUAAUGUUCGUGAACAACACAUACUCGGGACCUGGACAAAGAAGAACUCUGCGUCCUUCAGAGCUGCCCAAAAUGGCGAAAGCUCUUUAUCGUUGGUUUAUCAAAAUGCGGAAUAAAAACUGUCCAGUAAGUGCCUUAAUGUUGAAAGAAAAGGCCAAAGUACUGCAUGCACAAGGAAAGGAAAAUGAAUCUAACUUCAACGCUAGUGAUGGAUGGCUUCAAGGAUUUAAAAAAAGGUACGGUAUUCGACUGCUGCAAAUAUCAGGCGAAAAACUAUCUUCGCUGCCUCAGCUCGUGGAUCCAUUUAAGGAAAAACUUAGAGCUAAAAUGGCCGAACUGGAGCUGUGUAACGACCAGUUAUAUAAUGCUGAUGAGUCAGGCUUAUUCUGGAAACUUCUGCCAGAAAAAACGUACGUGUCCAGCAUGGAAAAGAGAGCCCCAGGCGUUAAGUCGGAAAAGCAGCGAAUCACGUUUUUAUGUUGCUCAAACGCCACUGGAUCUCAUAAACUGAAACUUUUGGUAAUUGGAAAGGCAAAGAAUGUACGCUGCUUUAAAAACUUUCAAUGGCCCACAGACUAUAAGAGCUCAAAAUCCGCCUGGAUAUCGUCGGCUGUUUUCAAGGAAUGGUUUCAUGAGUCCUUCGUUCUAUAGGUGAGGAUUUAUUGUAUUUUGUUAAAGGAGAAAGGUUUGCCAAUUAAAGCUCUACUCCUAAUCGACAACGCUCCUUCUCACCCAAAUGAAGCUCAGCUGGCAACGGAGGAUGGACAAAUUUUGGCAAUGUUUAUGCCACCAAACGUUACUCCCCUCAUCCAACCAAUGGAUCAAAAUGCCAUAAAGAUCACAAAGUUGCAUUACAGAAACAGCCUUUUAGCCUCAAUAGCAGCUACAAACUCCAAUUUUCGAUGAAAAAAAUUACUUUACGAAGAGCUAUAAAUCUUUUGGAUGUCGCUUGGAGUCGUGUCAGCGAAGUAACAUUAGCUAAUUGCUGGAAAAAUAUUUUAAAUUUUACGGCAGAUGAUGACGAUCCCGAAGAUAGUGUUCCGCUCGCAGUUUUAAAAGAAAAAAUGGGGAGCUGAACUUCGCGCCUUGAUGAGCAAUACCGUCGAUCUCCUUAACAGUUUGAAUGCUGAGGCUGAAUUAACGCUACCAGGCGUUCAUGAAUGGAACGAAUUGAAGGUGAUAAUGCAAAUGACGAGCAUGAAGAAGAAGACGAUUCCGAUGAAGGCAGCGUAUCGGAGGUAGAGGAGAGAAUUAAGCGGACUGAAGCAGUUGAAAUUUUCAACAAGGCGAUAAGGUGGGCUGGUCAUGAAGACGUCGAUCCAAAUGAUGUAAAUGUACUAAGACGUCUAAGAGAUAAAGCUGUGCUCCAACUUUUAGAAACGCAGAAGAUACAGAAAAGGAUGACUGAUUUUUUCAAAUAAAACCUAGAUUUUGUAUAAUAUGUGUUACGUAAAAAUGUAUAUGUAAUGAAAACAUGAAUAAAAUGUGAAUUCCAAUAUAUAAAUACGUACUAUCCUAUUCUGUUGGAGCAUUCCAUAAUGUGAACACUUUCGAUAAUGUGAACUGCCUUGGUUUUAAUUAGGUCAGAUUAUCAAGCGUGCGCUGUAUGUAUA
Molecule: messenger RNA, 2058 nt
Organism: Bactrocera dorsalis (oriental fruit fly)
Lineage: Eukaryota; Metazoa; Arthropoda; Insecta; Diptera; Tephritidae
Product: jerky protein homolog-like
Cellular component (GO): nucleus
Molecular function (GO): DNA binding
Source: RefSeq, a predicted model, not a curated record